UUCAAACUUCUUGCCGCCACUGUGGCCGCCGCUCCCUCCAGCCCCAUGGCCGGUGGUACUGGUGCCGGUAACGGUGUUGGCAACAAGGGUAACAGCGAGAUCAAGUUCCCUGUCCCCGAUGACAUGACCGUCCAGCAGGCUCAGGCCAAGUGCGGUGAUCAGGCUCAGCUGUCUUGCUGCAACAAGGCCACCUACGCUGGUGACACCACCACCGUCGACAGUGGCAUUCUUAGCGGUGCUCUCAGCAACCUGAUCGGCGCUGGCUCUGGUGCCGAGGGCCUUGGUCUCUUCGACCAGUGCUCUAAGCUGCCCAUUGCCGCAGUCAUUGGUGUCCAGGACAUUCUCAACCAGCAGUGCAAGCAGAACAUUGCUUGCUGCCAGAACUCUCCUUCCGACGCUUCCGACGACCUGGUUGGCCUCGGCCUUCCUUGCAUUGCCCUUGGCUCCAUCCUCUAAACGUCUCGCCUUGUGUCAUGUGGUACUCGGAGAAAGAAGACUUGCUUUUGUUUUACACUUACCUUUCUGGCACUCGCCAACUCUUGUAGUUUGGCUUGUCCAGAUCG
This is a messenger RNA of Penicilliopsis zonata CBS 506.65, 563 nucleotides long. RefSeq lists its product as hypothetical. The coding region runs from base 46 to 456 and encodes 136 amino acids. The record is from RefSeq and is a predicted model, not a curated record. Lineage: Eukaryota; Fungi; Ascomycota; Eurotiomycetes; Eurotiales; Aspergillaceae. Gene Ontology annotation, cellular component: fungal-type cell wall. Gene Ontology annotation, molecular function: structural constituent of cell wall. The transcript has 5 exons.